AUGGGUCGUCAUAAGGCAGGCCCGUUUGGGCAAUCCAAUCAUAAACACAAAACUGGUGGUCAUCGCCCCAAAGGAACAAUCAACAAAGAGAGUCGAGGGCGGAAGAUUUCUCAGCAGGGGUCGGUUUCUGGUUCAAUCGGUACCAAACUUUCGAAAGAUGCUCGCAAGUGCAAGGCUAGCCAAAUACGUCGUCGAAAAGUGGAAGCUGAUUCAAAAGUUAAAGAAUCUUUGGGAAGAGAUGAUAAACCGCCCGUGCUCGUUUCUUUGGUAACUUUGGGAGGAACAACGCCUGCAAACGAACUGAUUCAACAUCUAUCCACUGUUGAUGAGACGAUAACAUCUACUAAAUUGGGACUAGCGCAGUAUUUCCGGAUACCGCGUCUUAAAAUGAGGCUUGGCUUCCUGUCUCCAUCUACAGAAAUCUUAGAAGAUGUCCUAAAUUCGUUAAAAGUUACUGAUGUCGUUUGUCUAGUGUGGCCGAUGUCAGGGGAACUGUCUCCCAAAGAAGAGCUUUUAAUAUCGUCAAUGUUGGCUCAUGGGAUCCCAACAACCAUCAAUCUCGUGUUCAAUAACGAGAAGCAAUUAUCAGCGAAGCAACGUGAUCUUCAAUGGAAUAAUCUUAAGAAAACGAUAGGAAGAUACUCGAUUCCAAUGGAGAAGCUUUUAAAGAUGGAAACCCCGAGCGAUGGGUUAAAACUGCUGCGUUUGUUGGUAGACUGCAAGAAGAAAAAGCUACUUGUUCAACAGCGACACGCUCAUAUGCUUGUCGAACGUUUGAGCACGGAUAAUGCUAAUGAGAACAAAGGCGUUUGCACGCUCCUUGCUUCUGGCUAUGUGCGUGGGCUUGCGUGGAACGUCAAUAAUUUGGUUCACUUGCCAGGGCUUGGCGAGUUCCAAGUCUCGCAAAUCUAUCGUCAUGAAGAUCCUAUAACCGUGAAAGGAAAUGAGAAACCGAUUGACCAAAAUGGACAACUUGUCGCGGAAGCUCAGCCUACAAAGCAAGAAAGUCUACAAGCAGAGAUCAUUCCGGAUCCAAACGAAGGAGAACAAAUAUUGUUGGAUGAAGAUCUAAAGCGAAAAGAAGAGGAUUUAUUUGUGGCUCCAGAGAAAAAGAAAUUGCCAAAAGGUACCUCUUCAUAUCAAGCAGCUUGGAUUUUGGAAAGCGAUGAAGAAGAACGGGAAGGAAGUGAAGACGAAGACGAAGAUGAGGAAAACGAAGAUCAAGAUUCUGAAGCCGAUCAAAUCAACGACGAUGUUGAUUUAAAAUCGGGUGAUGAAAGUGAUGUUGCUGAGGAAAGGGAGCCUAUGGAGGAUGAUGUUGCGGAGACGGAAUUGGGUGACGAUGAGAACAAUGAGAUCGAUAUGGAUGAAGCUGCGGAGUUUUCACGGCAACGACAAAAUGAACGGUGGCCAGAUGAAAUUGAUACGCCAAUGGACACACCCGCUCAUAUUCGUUUCCAAAAGUAUCGCGGAUUAAAGAGCUUCAAAAACUCACCUUGGGAUGCGAAUGAGAACUUACCAUACAACUAUGCGCGUAUCUUCAAAUUCCACAACUUUAAUAAAACAAAAAAGAAUGUUUUGAAGAAUUCCAAGCACGAUGAAGUGGGUGAAACUGUUUUACCGGGAAAGUUCAUCACUCUUCGCAUUGAAGCAGUCCCAAUUAGCUACUUGGCAACAAUUCGUGAAGAGGCUCCACUUGUUCUUUAUUCUCUAUUGCCUCAUGAGCAGAAAAUGUCGGUAGUCAACAUGGUGAUUCGGAAACAUCCUUCUUGCAAAACGCCUAUCUUGAACAAUAGCGAACUCUUGUUUUAUGUUGGAUUUAGAAAGUUCGAGGCACAAGCUCUUUUUAGUCAACAUGGAUUGGGGGAUAAAUUCAAGAUGGAACGCUAUUUACCCACAACUGGACCAUGUGUUGCGACCGUGUUUGCACCAAUUACUUAUCCGCCAGCUACAGUGUUAGUCUUUCACAAGACGCCAGAUGGUAACCAGCAACUGGCUGCUACGGGUUUGCUUCUUGACAACAAUCCUGACCGGAUAGUCUUGAAAAGAAUUGUUCUUUCCGGACAUCCUUUUAAAAUCAAUAAGCGCUCGGCUAUCGUCCGCUACAUGUUCUUCAGUAGAGAUGAUGUUGAAUGGUUCAAGCCAGUGGAACUGCACACCCCUUCUGGUCGCCGAGGACACAUAAAAAUGGCAAUCGGUACUCAUGGCCAUAUGAAAUGUCGUUUCGAUCAACAGCUUAACGCACAAGAUGCCGUCAUGAUGAACCUCUACAAGAGGGUGUUCCCAAAAUGGAGUUAUUCGGCCUAUCUGUCAAAUGAUCGACCUAAAACGACUACUUCAAAGAAGGAAGUCGUUGCUGCUAUGGAAGAA
Mesorhabditis belari is the source of this 2370-nucleotide messenger RNA. The record is from the annotation of a GenBank genome assembly. Lineage: Eukaryota; Metazoa; Nematoda; Chromadorea; Rhabditida; Rhabditidae.